AAGUAAAAUAAUUUAAAAACAGAAAAAAAAUGGAAAAGAAACGAAUCAUAAAGUACAUUUUGAAUGAACAAAGUUUGAUAAAAAAUCAACAAAAACCAUGUACAGUAGCUGGAUGUUCGUCAACAUUUACGAGUAUAAGCAAUUUGAAUAUGCAUUUGGAGAAGCAUCACGGUGUUCAAAUCAAGAAAUUAAUCGAUAAUAAUUCAGAGGUACAAUAUUUUUGUCCAGUGCCAAAGUGUAAAUACAAUAUUCUACAAAAUUGUAGUUCACAAUUUUUCAAAUGUCGCAAAUAUUUGCGGCAACAUUUCCUGAAAGUGCAUGCAGCUAAGAAUGAAAAAUGCUCAAAAUGUGAUAAAUCGUUUGCAAAUAUUCCGCUAAAGACAUUGCAUGAACGAAGCUGUGGUAUUUUAUUCAAAUGUAUCGACUGUGAUUGGGAAUAUUCGAGCAGGGAAUGUCUACUGACGCAUUGCAGAAGAAAAGGGCAUCAAGUACCACCGAAGCCAGAAAUAAAGCAAAUUAUUCCAAUAACAAUGAAAAUCGAUGAUCAACUCAAAUCGGAUAAGAAACCAUACGAAAUUCAAAUUGCACCAAAGGAAGAAUCGGCCGACAAUAAAAACCAAACGGAUGUUCUGAUGAAAAGAGUACGAGGUGUUUUGCGGACCAACACACCGGCAGCCAAAAUUCGAGCCAAUUUUCAAAAGAUUUUAGAAAAAAGCAAAACAAUUGCUGGCAAUAAAGUCUCACAAACAACUCAAACCUCAUUGAUUAACACAAAGCGAAUGAUGGCAAAGAAAAGUGUGGAAAAAUCAGAUGAAAAAUAUAAGAGUUUGGAGUUGAUUGACGAGGAGAGUAAUUCGUCGACGGAAGAUUCAACCAAAGCCAAUCGCAACUUGAAUAAUUUGAGCUAUGUGGAUGAUGAAAGUAGCUUGCACUAUUUCACAGUGAAUAAUUUCAAUGCUGGUUUGUGUUCUAUCGAAACCCAAACCGAUUUAAUGCCAUUUGAAGAGACAAAUAUUGCAUCAAGUGAGAUGGAUCCACUUUUGUGUCAUAUGCACACACAAACUUCAGAUGAUAUAUUAACCGAACUUGGUUUGACCGAUAUUCAAACACAAACCAAUUGGCCAAACGAUGAAUGCAACGAUAUAUUUGUAUCGACCGAAACUCAAACUUGUUUUGAUAGUCAUUUGAUGAUGGAUAACAUAUCUACACAUACGCAAACUUCCAUUGGUACAAACUGUGAUAAUAUGGCACGAUCAACAUCAUCAAAGUGGCUAAAUAAUCACAUUCAACAUCAUAGUCAAUUCACACAAACUUUGUCAGAAACAUAAAAAAUAAUAAAAGAAACUCUUUGUUUAAUCGAAGUGAGAUUUAUUAUUUUUUCUCUUUAUUCAUUUUAAUGCCAGAAAACGGUAUAAUAAGAUCC
This is a messenger RNA of Contarinia nasturtii (swede midge), 1423 nucleotides long. RefSeq lists its product as uncharacterized. Gene Ontology annotation, cellular component: nucleus. Gene Ontology annotation, molecular function: DNA-binding transcription factor activity, RNA polymerase II-specific; transcription cis-regulatory region binding. The record is from RefSeq and is a predicted model, not a curated record. Bases 30 to 1328 code for a protein of 432 amino acids. The transcript is spliced from 2 exons. Lineage: Eukaryota; Metazoa; Arthropoda; Insecta; Diptera; Cecidomyiidae. Gene Ontology annotation, biological process: regulation of transcription by RNA polymerase II.